Cydia amplana is the source of this 1565-nucleotide messenger RNA. RefSeq names its product zinc finger protein 287-like. The transcript is spliced from 8 exons. Bases 42 to 1553 code for a protein of 503 amino acids. Gene Ontology annotation, biological process: regulation of transcription by RNA polymerase II. Lineage: Eukaryota; Metazoa; Arthropoda; Insecta; Lepidoptera; Tortricidae. Gene Ontology annotation, molecular function: chromatin insulator sequence binding. The record is from RefSeq and is a predicted model, not a curated record. Gene Ontology annotation, cellular component: chromosome.
AAUAAAAUUUUAACGCUAACGAUUUUGAAUCUCAUCAGAAAAUGUCGUGCUUUCUUUGCUUCUUAUGCCAUAAUACAGUGCACAGUGAUACAAAUGUUGAAACGCGGGAAAAAUACAAAGAAUUGGUUGGAAUGAAAUUAUGUUCAGAGUCUCAUCUGUGCCAUGUAUGCUGCCACUUGCUGAGAAAGCUAUGGUUAUUUAAGUCCAUAUGUUUGAGAAGAAGUAUGGAGUACCCUGUGUUGUUUAGUGACCGAGGCACAGUGUAUCUACAAAACAGCCAAAUAGAAACUGUCAUCCUAUGUCCAGAUAUAGAAGAAUGUGAACAACUAACAAACACAUCAUACCACUUCACAUCCGACACUGAUUAUACCAACCAAUACGUAUCAUUAGAAGAUAGGACAUAUAAAAUAGACAUAGCGGAAGAAAAAGAUAAAAAUAAUGAGUCAGAUGAUGAUAUUACAGAAUUUAAUGAUUAUGAACAAGAUAUUGAAAUACAAAAUGAUAUAAAAAUCGAAAACAAAAAUGAAGGUACAGAAGAAGUUAAACCCAACGAAGAAUUAAAUAAGAAUAAUGAUUUUUACAAAAUAAUUUUGAGCGUUGAAGAGCAGAAGGCGGAGUUAGAAGCGAAGAGAAGAGAAGACAAGUAUUUAGAGGCGGAGUUUAAAUGCUAUAAUUGUGCUAUGCCAUUCUUGUUUAAAGAUACUUAUCAAGCUCAUAUGAUGAGACAUGAAGAGUCAAACGGUGAGCACCUCUGCCCUAUCUGUCUGCUCCGCUUUGCGUCUUCAGCCGUGCUGCGUGCGCACGCGCAGACGCACCGCGAGCGCGGCGUGUGCGCGCGCUGCGGCGCAACCGUCGGCGCGCGCCGGCGCAACGCGCAUAGGGCUAAAUGUAUCAACAACCAGGCUAUAUGUCAUCUGUGCUCGAAGGCUUUUACCGAUGGUAACGGCCUACAGCAGCAUAUCAAGCGCUUCCAUCUCUCAAAGACAAGCAACAAGACAUACUCCUGUCACGUGUGCGGCAAAACGUACAACAACCAGGCGGCCGUACGGACGCACAUGAUCAAGCACAUAAACAAGAAGUUCCCCUGCCCCUCGUGCGACGCGCGGUUCAGCUCCCCGUACACGCUGGCCGCGCACCAGCGCCGCCACCGGGGCGCGCGCCGCGCGAGCAGGAGCGCGCCGCGCGCCACCAGCGCUUCUUCAACGCUUUGUAUAGUUAUAGUAUUUAUUCUAAAACAACUCAUUUCCCUUUCCAGCCUCCCCUGCCAACUGUGCUCAAAAACCUUCUCCACGCAGCGCUCCCUUGCGUCCCACAUGCAAACCGUGCACUCCACAGACAAGAAAUACCGCUGUAACAUGUGUGGGGCCAGCUAUACUAGCAAGAAGUCACUGGGCGCUCAUGUACGGAGGCAUACGGCGCAGCCUAAACCGUGCUUGUGUCAUCUCUGUGGGGCCAGCUUCCAGGGUAACAGCAAACUGAACAGACAUCUAAGAUCGGUGUGCGAAAAGAACAAACUAGAGGAAGAACUAUCUGCUUUUUAUAAUCAGGAAUAAGUAUCAAACUAU